Molecule: messenger RNA, 1015 nt
Organism: Pseudogymnoascus verrucosus
Lineage: Eukaryota; Fungi; Ascomycota; Leotiomycetes; Thelebolales; Thelebolaceae
Exons: 1
Coding region: 143-901 (252 amino acids)
Biological process (GO): DNA damage response
Cellular component (GO): external side of plasma membrane
Source: RefSeq, a predicted model, not a curated record
CGAAACACCAUUGCUCGCUUAUGAUCCUGUUGCCUUGAGCUUUGACUUCGUUGACCACCCCGAAGGUUGCUUGAUCCAACAUCUCAACAAUCAACCUUGACAUCCAUUAGAACUUACUUCAUAUUGCCUGUCGCACAAAAUCAUGGCACCUCAACUUGAAAUAUAUGUUGAUGGCAAGGGUUCUGUCUUCCGAACGGCUGAACGUGGCGUCGUUCACCUCAGCAUUUCGUCAACCAGUAUAGAUCAGUCUCAAGCCUUUGUCAACGUCAAAGGCACUGUUGAAACGCUCACCCAAAAGUUUCGCAGUUUUGCUACAAAGACUGAAGAUGGACGUCCUCAUCCACUGGCUGGCAUCACUACGUUCACAGUCUCCCCAUUGAACACAUCGUCGUACUUCCAACGAGACAGUAGCUACCGCGAGAUCAAAUCCAAACCGAAGGAGUUCGUCGUAAGGUCGACUGCUGAAGUCGUCUUUCGCAACCUUGAACUUCUCAGUGAAAUUUCACACGAGCUUGCCAAUAUGCCUUAUGUGUCCAUCGUUAGCUCGGAAUGGCGACUCACCGGGCCUACUCGCAUGGAGAUCGAGCGCGAGGCCCGUGUGAAGGCUAUCGAGGAUGCGGUGCAAAAGGCCAAGGACUAUGCUGGGGUUGUUGGAAGGCAAGUCGUCGCCGUUGAGAUCAAAGAUGGUCCAUCCUCCGACUCUACUUAUCGUCCAUCCUUUUUUGGGGGUCCGCCGGCUGGCCAAAUGCAGCAACAGCAAAUGCCACAACUACAACACCAGAUGGCCCAACAGGCUGCCAAAAUGGCUAGUCAUACUAUGGAUGGGCCGGCGCUGGAACCAAGGACAAUCACUGUGUCUGCCCAGGUUACUGCAAAGUUUGUUUCUGUAGAUACUGAUUAAAAUAGCGUAUAAACCAAGCACAUAUCUCAAAGCUCUAUCAAUUAUGUCUACGCUGUUGUGGCACAAUCGAAGUGAUGCGUAUAUUAACUUUACUUUAUUCUGAAUGAUAAAUGG